AUGGCCGAAGCCGAAGGGGGCUCCGAACAAGAUGAUGUUUCGUUUCUACGAACGGAAGACAUGGUGUGUCUUUCGUGCACUGCGACAGGGGAACGUGUCUGUUUAGCUGCAGAGGGAUUUGGAAACAGACAUUGUUUUCUUGAAAAUAUAGCUGAUAAGAACAUACCUCCGGACCUUUCGCAAUGUGUAUUUGUAAUAGAGCAAGCCCUGUCGGUGCGAGCCUUGCAGGAAUUGGUAACAGCAUCCGGAAAUGAAACAGGCAAGGGCACCGGCUCUGGUCACAGAACUCUACUAUACGGAAAUGCCAUUUUAUUAAGGCAUCAGAACAGUGACAUGUAUCUAGCGUGCCUUUCCACCAGCUCCAGUAACGACAAACUGGCCUUCGACGUCGGUUUACAAGACCACAGUCACGGCGAAGCCUGCUGGUGGACAGUCCAUCCAGCUAGCAAACAAAGAUCCGAAGGUGAAAAAGUAAGAGUAGGAGACGAUCUAAUCUUGGUGUCCGUUGCCACCGAACGAUAUUUGCACACAACGAAAGAAAAUGAGGUUUCCAUUGUCAACGCGAGCUUCCACGUAACACAUUGGUCUGUCCAACCCUACGGAACUGGAAUUUCUAGAGUUAAAUACGUAGGUUACGUUUUCGGUGGCGAUGUCCUUAGAUUUUUUCACGGAGGCGACGAAUGUCUCACCAUACCUUCCACUUGGGACACAGAACCUCAGCAUAACAUGGUAAUAUAUGAAGGAGGAAGCGUCAUGUCCCAAGCCAGAUCGCUUUGGAGAUUAGAAUUAGCAAGGACCAAAUGGGCGGGUGGUUUUAUAAAUUGGUACCAUCCCAUGAGAAUUCGACAUAUCACUACUGGACGAUAUUUAGCAGUAAACGAAAACAACGAACUAUAUCUUGUCAGCAGAGAUGAAGCUAACACUGCUACUACUGCUUUCUGCUUGCGACAGGAGAAAGACGACCAAAAAGUUGUGCUAGAGGACAAGGAUUUGGAAAUUAUUGGCGCUCCGAUUAUUAAAUAUGGUGACUCUACUGUCAUUGUGCAGCAUUCAGAAACUGGUCUUUGGUUAUCUUAUAAGGCAUUCGAGACGAAAAAGAAGGGUGUGGGAAAAGUUGAAGAAAAACAAGCCGUUCUACACGAAGAAGGUAAAAUGGAUGACGGUUUGGAUUUCAGUAGAUCUCAGGAAGAAGAAUCGAGAACUGCUAGAGUUAUCAGGAAAUGCAGUUCACUCUUCACUCAAUUUAUUAAUGGUUUAGAACAAUUACAAUCGAAUCGAAGACAUUCUAUCUUCUUUCAACAAAUCAACCUAAACGAAAUGGUUAUGUGUUUGGAAGAUUUAAUCAAUUAUUUUGCACAACCCGAAGAUGAUAUGGAACACGAAGAAAAACAGAACCGACUACGAGCCUUAAGGAAUAGGCAAGACCUGUUCCAAGAAGAGGGAAUUUUAAAUUUAAUUCUCGAAGCUAUUGAUAAGAUCAACGUAAUAACAUCUCAAGGCUUCUUGGCUCAACUAUCAGGGGAUCAAAGCUGGGAAAUGAUCGGAGUGUAUCUAUAUCAAUUAUUAGCCGCAAUAAUAAAAGGAAACCACACCAAUUGCGCGCAAUUCGCAAACUCCAACCGUUUGAACUGGUUGUUUUCCAGGCUGGGUUCUCAAGCCUCUGGGGAAGGUACUGGAAUGUUGGACGUACUGCAUUGCGUUUUGAUAGAUUCUCCUGAAGCUCUAAAUAUGAUGAGAGAUGAACAUAUCAAAGUUAUAAUAUCCCUUUUGGAGAAACACGGUAGAGAUCCAAAAGUACUGGAUGUUCUGUGUUCGCUGUGCGUAGGUAAUGGUGUCGCAGUCCGCAGUUCCCAAAACAACAUCUGUGAUUAUUUGUUGCCCGGGAAAAAUUUAUUGCUACAGACUCAACUGGUAGAUCAUGUUGCCAGUGUUCGUCCGAACAUAUUCGUUGGUAGAGUAGAAGGUAGCGCUAUUUAUCAAAAAUGGUAUUUCGAAGUUACAGUCGAUCAUUUAGAACAAACUACUCAUAUGACACCUCAUCUAAGGAUAGGCUGGGCUAAUUCGAAAGGAUACAUACCAUAUCCAGGAGGAGGUGAAAAGUGGGGUGGUAAUGGUGUUGGUGAUGAUUUGUAUUCUUUUGGUUUCGAUGGGGCUUAUUUGUGGACAGGAGGUAGAAACACAAGAGUAGUUUUUAGUAACAUCGAACCAUUUAUCAGAAAAAGCGAUGUAAUCGGAUGUGCCUUAGAUUUAACAAUACCAAUGAUAAAUUUUACAUUUAACGGCGUACCAAUUAAAGGUAGUUUCCGCGAUUUCAACUUAGACGGCAUGUUCUUUCCUGUCAUUAGUUGCUCGUCCAAAUUAAGUUGUCGAUUUUUGCUUGGUGGUGAUCACGGUAAACUCAAAUAUUACCCACCAGAAGACUUCUCUCCCCUCGUCGAAAGCCUUCUACCGCAACAAGUCCUCUUACUGGAGCCUUGUUUUUAUUUCGGCAACAUGGCUAAGAACGUUAUGGCCGGACCUCUGUACGUGGAAGACGAUACCGCGUUUGUACCGAAACCGGUCGACACUUCCAUGGUAUCUCUUCCACCGUACAUCGAAUCCAUUAGAGACAAACUAGCAGAGAACAUUCACGAGAUGUGGGCGAUGAAUAAAAUCGAAGCCGGUUGCCAAUGGGGAGAGUACAGGGACGAUGCUCGCAUGAUCCAUCCGUGUUUGGUAUCCUUCGAUAAAUUACCGCAAGCCGAGAGAAAAUACGAUACCCAAUUAGCUGUGCAAACUUUAAAGACUAUUAUUGCUUUGGGGUACUACAUUACGAUGGACAAGCCGCCUUCGAGGAUAAAAACCAUCAGACUACCGAACGAACCGUUCAUGCAAGCCAAUGGCUACAAACCAGCGCCUCUCGAUUUAAGCGCAAUCAACUUAACUGCGAAAUUAGAAGAGCUGGUCGACCAACUGGCGGAGAAUACCCACAAUUUGUGGGCGAAAGAGCGAAUUCAAAACGGUUGGACCUACGGACUUAACGAAGAUCCGGAUUUGUACAGGAGCCCGCAUUUGGUCCCCUACGGCAAAGUCGACGACGCUAUUAAAAAAGCCAAUCGCGACACAGCCUCUGAAACAGUUCGCACGCUUCUAGUCUACGGCUACAAUUUGGAUCCCCCGACCGGAGAGCAGCAGGAAACUCUGCUGGCCGAUUUGAACCAGCAGCGACUGCCCGAUUUUAGGACGUACAGGGCCGAGAAGAAUUACGCGGUUAGUUCGGGAAAAUGGUAUUUCGAGUUCGAAAUCCUGACUGCAGGACCGAUGAGAGUCGGAUGGGCCAAAGCGGAUUGCGCGCCGGGAUGCAUGCUCGGAGCGGAUGAGAAUACAUGGGCCUUUGACGGGUAUAAUGAAGAAAAAGUGUACAGCAAUACGGCCGAAUCGUUUGGCAAACAAUGGCAAGUGGGCGAUGUCGUGGGAGUUUUUCUAGAUUUAAUUGACCAUACUAUAAGUUUUUCGUUAAACGGGGAACUGCUGAUGGACGCUCUCGGCGGUGAAACCACGUUCGCUGAUGUACAGGGCGAUAACUUCGUGCCAGCUUUCACUCUAGGCGUCGGACAGAAAGCUCGACUUAUAUUCGGACAAGACGUCACCCAAUUGAAAUAUUUCACCAUGUGCGGUUUACAGGAGGGUUACGAACCCUUCUGCGUGAACAUGAACCGAGCUGUGACUUAUUGGUAUACCAAAGACCAGCCGAUUUUCGAAAACACAGAAGACUAUCUAGACACCAAAAUCGACGUCACUAGAAUAUUAGCAGGCUCCGAAUUGCCUCCAUGUUUGAAAAUCAGCCACAACACUUUCGAAACCAUGGAGAAAGCCAACUGGGAAUUUUUGAGAUUAAGUUUACCGGUCAUUUGCCAUUCCCAAUUCAUUUCUGAGGACGAGAAGCGCCGAAGAUGGGACGAAAUUAAAAUCAGGCAGCACAGACUGAAAGCCGAAGCGAGCGAUCAAGGACCACCCGCUCAUAUAGAGAACAUCAUGAGGAGCGGCUUCUCGAUGAGCGACAUAAAAGGCUUGCACAGAACUUACGAAGAUAACGUCGAACCGGAGGAGGUGAUGAAGCAGCCGGCUAGUAACAGAAAGUCGAUGAGGAUGCCCGCGCGACCUCCCAGAAAAGGCUCGCUAUCCAGAAAUGUCAACGGUUUCGAUGAUAACACGACAGGCGGUAUGACCGGCAGGGGCGUUCAAAGAUCGAACAGCGAGCUCAACAUGAACAGAUACAACGAAUUAACCAACGGCGUUCCGGAGAAAACCGAUGAUAAGAAAAAAAGAGGCAGAUCUCCGUUCAGGUUCUUUUCGAAGAAAAAUCGUGACGCUGGGUCUAGUGGAGAGAGGGAUCGCAUCAAGAAAGCGAAAACUCCGGAUCCACCACCGAGACAGGCAGCCGAUCUCUCGCCACAAGCUCGGUCUGUAGGCCUAUCUAAUACAGCAUUACAAAGACGACAGACCAUGAAGCAAUCUCAGAAUGAUCUUCAACCACAAACUACCACGGAUAGGCAACAGAAGCAAUUAACAGUAACCCAACCGUCGGACAUUGAAUCAAUUGGAAAUGAAAUUUAUGAUGCAGAAUGUCUCAAAUUAAUCAACGAGUAUUUUUACGGAGUACGAAUAUUCCCUGGACAGGAUCCUGCUCAUACAUACAUAGGUUGGGUAACAACGCAGUAUCAUUUACACAGUAAAGAUUUUAAUCAAAACCAGGUCCUUAAGUCAUCAGUAAUAGUGGUAGAUGAUUUUGAACGCAUAGUCGAAAGAGUUGAGAGGCAGUCUUGUUAUAUGGUCCGAGCUGACGAGCUGUACAACCAGGUCACCCAAGACGCAUCUGGAAAGGGAGCUUCACAGGGAAUGUUUAUAGGUUGCUUCUUAGAUGCUGCUACAGGCAUUAUAACUUUUACUUGUGAUGGAAAACCAACUACUCAUAGAUUUAUGAUGGAGCCCGAGACGAAGCUAUUCCCGGCAAUUUUCGUGGAAGCCACCAGCAAAGAAGUUCUGCAAUUUGAACUGGGCAGAACAUCUACCAGUCUUCCUCUAUCGGCAGCCGUGCUGCAAAACAGUUCGAAACACGUUAUACCCCAAUUUCCGCCCAGAUUAAAAGUUCAGUGCUUGAAGCCGCACCAAUGGGCGAGAGUACCGAACCACAGCUUGCAGGUGCACGCCCUAAAAUUAUCCGAUAUCAGAGGAUGGUCGAUGCUUUGCGAAGAUCCCGUUUCGAUGCUGGCUCUGCACAUACCCGAAGAAGAUCGGUGCAUAGACAUCUUGGAGCUCAUCGAGAUGGACAAACUGCUGAGUUUCCACGCGCACACGUUGACUUUGUACGCCGCCCUGUGUUAUCAGAGUAACUACAAGGCGGCGCACGUGCUGUGCAAACACGUCGAUCAGAAACAGCUGUUAUAUGCCAUAAAAUCGGAGUACAUGAGUGGACCUCUUAGACAAGGAUUUUACGAUUUGUUGAUAGCCGUUCAUUUAGAGUCUACAGCUACAACUAUGGAAGUCUGUAAGAAUGAAUACGUAAUUCCAAUCGGCCAAGAACUAAAAGAUUUGUACGAUGACGCCGACAUGGGACACAGCUUGAGGAAGUUGAAAAUGGAAUCCAUUCAACCGCAAAUGAAAACAUCAGAUAUAACUGAAAAUAUUGCCAAUAUUAAACAGUUGUAUUCCCCCUAUUUUCCAUUGGACGUUGUUAGAGAUUACGUGAUGAAAGCUCUAGCUGAAUCGGUCGAAGUGAAUCAAGUGCACAAUAGAGACCCAAUUGGUGGUUCAAACGAAAAUCUCUUCCUCCCACUACUGAAACUGGUGGACCGUUUGCUGUUGGUGGGAAUGCUGGGAGACGAGGACGUAGAUAAACUCUUAAUAAUGAUUUGUCCGGAAACAUGGGAUCCAUCGUUCGAAAAAGACGGCAAAGACGAGCACCGUAAAGGAUUGCUAUCGAUGAAGAUGGCCGAGGGCGCCAAACUGCAGAUGUGCUAUCUCUUGCAUCAUCUCUGCGACAUUCAGUUGAGGCACAGGGUGGAGUCCAUCAUAGCGUUCAGUCAUGAUUUUGUUGGCGAAUUGCAGACGGAUCAAUUGAGGCGCUACAUUGAAAUUAAGCAAUCUGAUUUGCCUUCCGCUGUAGCUGCCAAAAAGACCAGAGAAUUCAGGUGUCCUCCCCGCGAGCAGAUGAAUGCCAUCUUGUGUAAGUUUAAGAAAAUAGCAGGCUUCAAGAAUCUUGAGGAUGAAGACAAAGAAAACUGCCCGCUGGGCGAGGACUUGUGCGAGAGAAUGAACAAUUUCCAUGAAAGAUUAAUGAACCACGUGUCGCUACAAGCUUUGCUUUCUCCUGAAGAAGAAACCAAUCCGGAAGAUCAAGUCAAAACCGGGCCGUUCAAAAAAUUAUACAACCUCAUAAAUGCAGUCAAAGAACUUGAAGAAGAAGGAAAAGAGGAACCUGAGCCGGAGAAGAAAACGCCCGAAGAGACGUUUAGGAAAGUUUUAAUCGCCACUAUCGUUAGGUGGGCGGAAGAAACUCAAAUCGAAACUGCUAAAUUGGUUCAAGAAAUGUUCAGCUUGCUAGUUCGACAAUACGAUUCAGUAGGCGAACUAAUAAGAGCCUUAGAGAAAACCUACAUAAUCAACGCCAAAACUAAAAGCGACGUAUCAGAAAUGUGGGUCGGUUUGAGCCAGAUCAGAGCUCUUCUCCCCGUGCAAAUGUCUCAAGAGGAAGAAGAACUAAUGAGAGAAAGAUUAUGGAAAUUAGUCAACAAUCACACUUUCUUCCAACACCCUGAUUUGAUACGAGUUUUAAGAAUUCACGAAAACGUCAUGGCAGUGAUGAUCAAUACGCUAGGAAGAAGAUCACAGGCUCAAUCAGAUGCCGGUAAUCAACAACAAAAUACUGAAGGCGACGUUGCCGUUAAAGAGAAAGACACGUCCCACGAGAUGGUCGUAGCUUGUUGUCGCUUCUUGUGCUACUUCUGCAGAACUGGCAGGCAAAACCAAAAAGCCAUGUUCGAGCAUUUCGACUUUCUACUAGACAACAGCAACAUAUUGCUGGCGAGACCCAGCUUGAGAGGUUCCACGCCACUGGACGUAUCCUACUCCUCCCUAAUGGAAAACACCGAACUCGCCCUCGCUCUACGGGAACAUUACUUGGAAAAAAUCGCCGUGUACUUAUCCCGCUGCGGGUUGCAAUCCAACUCCGAGCUGAUAGAAAAGGGCUACCCGGAUUUGGGAUGGGAUCCGGUAGAAGGCGAGAGAUACCUGGACUUUCUGAGGUUUUGUGUUUGGGUGAACGGCGAAAGCGUGGAGGAAAACGCCAAUCUCGUCAUACGGCUGCUCAUUCGAAGGCCCGAGUGCUUGGGCCCGGCUCUCAGAGGCGAAGGCGAAGGUCUGUUGAGGGCGAUCGUCGAGGCGAAUAAGAUGUCGGAGAGAAUAGCCGAUAGAAGGAAAAUGAUGGACGAAGCCGAAGGAACGGUGGUGAACGUGGCGCAAUUUACCCAUCCCUUGCCGGAAGGUGACGAUGAUGAGGAUUACAUAGACACCGGUGCUGCUAUUCUGAAUUUCUAUUGUACGUUGGUCGAUUUGCUGGGCAGAUGUGCUCCCGACGCCGCUGUGAUUGCUUUGGGUAAAAACGAAUCGUUGAGAGCGAGAGCCAUUUUACGGUCUCUUGUUCCUUUAGAGGAUUUACAAGGUGUUUUAAGUUUAAAAUUCUCAUUGCACAAUCCAGCUGCUGGCGAGGAAAGACCUAAAUCGGACAUGCCUUCAGGUUUAACACCACCCCACAAGCAAUCUAUUGUACUGUUUUUAGAGAGAGUUUAUGGUAUAGAAACCCAAGAAUUGUUUUAUAAACUCCUUGAAGACGCUUUCCUGCCAGAUUUGCGGUGCGCCACCAUGCUGGAUAGGAAUGAUGGCAGCGAGUCCGACAUGGCGUUAAGCAUGAAUCGUUACAUAGGCAACUCAAUCCUACCUCUACUCAUCCAACAUAGCAAAUUUUACAGCGAAGCAGAAAACUACGCCUCAUUGCUAGACGCUACCUUACACACCGUUUACAGACUUUCCAAGAACCGAAUGUUAACUAAAGGUCAAAGAGAAGCAGUUUCCGACUUCCUAGUCGCCCUAACCAGCCAGUUACAACCAUCCAUGCUGUUGAAGCUGCUCAGAAAACUCACAGUCGACGUAUCCAAUUUAUCAGAAUACACAACAGUAGCCCUAAGGUUGCUGACAUUGCACUACGAAAGAUGCGCCAAAUACUACGGCUCGAGCGGCGGUCAAGGCAUCUACGGUUCCUCCAGCGACGAGGAGAAGAGACUGACGAUGAUGCUGUUCUCCAACAUAUUCGAUUCGCUGAGCAAAAUGGACUACGAUCCGGAACUGUUCGGCAAAGCUCUUCCUUGCCUUACGGCCAUCGGAUGCGCCCUACCGCCGGAUUAUUCUUUAUCGAAGAAUUACGACGACGAAUGGUACACCAACAAAACCGACAAGUCCAGUACGGACGGGCCGUACAACCCGCAGCCCAUUAAUACGUCGUCGAUAGUGCUGAAUAAUGAUUUGAAUAACAUUGUUCAGCAAUUUUCCGAACAUUACCACGACGCUUGGGCGUCGAGGAAAUUGGAGAACGGUUGGCAAUACGGUGAAGGUUACUCUGGAUGGGAUGGUAAUAAAUCGCAUCCGAGAUUGAAGCCGUAUUCGAUGCUCAAUGAUUACGAGAAGGAAAGGUACAAGGAACCGGUAAGAGAAUCUCUCAAAGCCCUCUUAGCUAUAGGUUGGUCGGUAGAACAGUUCGAGGUGGAUUUACCGUCGAACAGCAGGAAUUCCGGUUUGAGGCAAUCCGGUGAAGGUGCUUCAGCUUUUAAUUACAACCCGCAUCCGGUUGAUAUGACUAAUCUCACACUAUCCAGAGAAAUGCAAAACAUGGCCGAACGAUUAGCCGAGAACGCUCACGAUAUUUGGGCCAGGAAGAAAAAGGAAGAAUUGGUAACUUGCGGUGGAGACAUACAUCCCCAAUUGGUACCAUACGAUUUACUAACUGACAAAGAAAAGAAGAAGGAUAGGGAAAGAUCUCAGGAGUUUUUAAAAUAUCUCCAAUAUCAAGGAUACAAAUUACAUAGACCAAAUCGUGGAGGACAACAAGAAACCGAGCAAGCAGCCGCCGGACCUUCGGUAGAAUUCCGCUUCGCCUACAGUCUAUUGGAGAAGCUGAUACAAUACUUAGACCGAGCCACCGUCAACAUGAAACUGCUGAAGCCGUCGCAGACCUUCAGCCGAAGAAGUUCGUACAAGACGUCGUCGCGCGACAUCAAGUUCUUCUCGAAAGUGGUGCUGCCUUUAAUGGAGAAAUACUUCUCCACUCACCGAAAUUACUUCAUCACCAUAGCGACUGCUACGAAUAACGUCGGCGCGGCCAGCUUGAAAGAAAAGGAAAUGGUCGCAGCGCUGUUCUGUAAACUGGCCAAUCUGCUCAGAGUCCGAUUAGCCGCUUUCGGAGCGGACGUCAGGAUCACUGUCAGGUGUUUGCAGGUGCUAGUUAAGGGCAUCGAUGCUAAAUCGCUCGUCAAGAAUUGCCCCGAGUUUAUCAGAACUUCUAUGUUGACGUUCUUCAAUAAUACUGCAGAUGAUUUGGCACACACCAUAAUCAAUUUACAAGAUGGUAAAUACAGCCAUUUGAGAGGAACGCACUUGAAAACUUCUACGUCCUUAUCGUACGUUAAUGCAGUGAUUUUACCAGUAUUAACAUCUUUGUUCGAUCAUUUGGCCAAUUGCGAGUACGGAAGUGACCUGUUAUUGGAUGAAAUUCAGGUAGCAUCCUACAAAAUUCUUCAAGCUCUCUACACUUUAGGAACCGAUCCAACGUUAUCACACGAAAGAAAAUAUUUGAAAACUGAAAUGGAAAAGUACAGGCCUUCGCUGGGGUCGUGCUUAGGAGCGUUCAGCUCGACGUUUCCAGUGGCGUUUUUGGAGCCGCAUUUAAAUAAGAACAAUCAGUUUUCUCUGUUAAAUAGGAUCGCCGAUCAUUCAUUGGAAGCACAAGAUAUAAUGGCCAGAAUGGAAAGUUCCAUGCCAACUCUGGAAACAAUUAUAUCAGAAGUAGACCAGUUCGUUGAAAGCGAAAAAACCUAUUCCGAUUCGCCUCACAUAAUCGACGUCACUAUGCCUAUGCUGUGCUCGUACCUUCCAUUUUGGUGGGCUCAAGGUCCUGACAACGUCAGUCCAACUGGAGGUUCUCACGUAUCUAUGGUAACCGCGGAGCACAUGAACCAAUUGCUCAAGAACGUGUUGAAGCUCAUUAAGAAGAACAUCGGCAACGAAACCUCCCCUUGGAUGACGAGAAUCGCCGCCUACACGCAACAAAUCAUCAUAAACAGCAGCGAAGAGUUGCUCAAAGAUUCGUUCUUGCCCUUAGCUGAACGAGUGAAGAAACGAACGGAAACGAUGUUCCACAAGGAAGAGAGUCUACGAGGAUUUAUUAAGAGCUCUUCAGACGAUACGUCUCAAAUUGAGACGCAAAUACAGGAAGAUUGGCACCUUUUGGUGAGAGAUAUUUAUUCGUUUUACCCUCUUUUGAUCAAAUACGUGGACCUUCAAAGAAACCAUUGGCUGAGACACAACAUAUCUGAAGCGGAGGACUUGUAUAACCACGUCGCUGAAAUAUUUAACAUUUGGUCCAAGUCCCAAUAUUUCUUGAGAGAGGAACAGAAUUUCAUUUCGGCCAACGAAAUCGAUAACAUGGUCUUGAUCAUGCCGACUGCUACAAGAAGAACUGUUGUACCUGAUGGUAGUCAACCCACAGUAGGAAAGAAAAAGAAGAAACACCGCGACAAGAAAAGGGACAAAGACAAGGAAAUCCAAGCGUCCUUGAUGGUGGCUUGUUUGAAACGUUUGUUACCGGUCGGCUUGAAUCUCUUCGCCGGGCGAGAACAAGAACUGGUCCAACAUUGCAAAGAUCGUUUCUUGAAAAAAAUGCCCGAAUAUGAUAUAAUAGAUUUUGCGAAGAAUCAACUUACGUUGCCCGAUAAGAUCGAUCCUGCCGACGAAAUGUCUUGGCAACAUUUCCUCUACAGCCAGUUGGGCAGCAAAAAAAGCGUUUCGAUUAAUUCUGUAGACAACAAUGGCAAAAAUCAAGUGGACGAAACUGUCGACAGAAUUGUAGCGAUGAGUAAAGUAUUAUAUGGACUCCAUAUGAUCGACCAUCCGCAACAACAGCAGAAAGGCGUUUACAGAAGCGUCGUUUCGACACAAAGGAAGCGCGCUGUACUGUCUUGCUUCCGUCAAGCUUCUUUGCACAGUUUGCCGAGACAUCGAGCUAUCAACAUCUUCAUUCGCACGUACCGCGAUUUCUGGCUGCAAGACGAAAACGUGGGACAAGAAGUGCUAAUCGAGGAUUUGACGCAGAGCUUCGAGGACUCGGAAUUGAAGAAGAAGGACGAGGAAGUCGACGAAAAUAAGCCGGAUCCUCUCAACCAAUUGGUAACGACGUUCUGCAGGGGAGCCAUGACGGAGAGAUCGGGGGCCUUGCAAGAGGAUCCGCUGUACAUGAGUUAUGCGGAAAUAAUCGCCAAAUCGUGCGGCGAAGAGGAGGAAGAAGGCGAAGAAGAAGAAGGUGGAGGCGGUGAAGGCGAAGAGGGUCAAUCUUCGAUUCACGAACAAGAAAUGGAGAAGCAAAAACUGCUAUUCAAUCAAGCGCGUCUGGCGAAGCGAGGAGUGGCGGAAAUGGUGUUACUGCACAUAUCGGCAUGCAAGGGUGUCCCAUCCGAAAUGGUAAUGAAAACCUUGGAAUUGGGGAUAUCGGUGCUACGCGGAGGCAACUUCGACAUACAAAUGGGAAUGCUGAAUCAUCUUAAAGAGAAAAAAGACGUCGGUUUCUUCACGAGCAUCGCUGGAUUAAUGAACAGUUGCGGGGUCUUGGAUUUGGACGCUUUUGAAAGAAACACCAAAGCUGAGGGACUUGGUGUUGGUUCUGAAGGUGCUGCUGGCGAGAAAAAUAUGCACGAUGCUGAAUUCACUUGCGCUCUCUUUAGAUUCAUACAGUUAACUUGUGAGGGUCACAAUUUAGAAUGGCAAAAUUACCUCCGAACGCAAGCUGGUAACACAACCACAGUAAACGUAGUAAUUUGCACAGUGGACUAUUUGCUGAGAUUACAAGAAUCCAUUAUGGACUUUUACUGGCACUAUUCCAGCAAGGAACUAAUAGACCCAGCAGGAAAAGCGAAUUUCUUCAAAGCCAUCGGCGUCGCUAGUCAAGUUUUCAACACUCUCACUGAGGUUAUCCAGGGUCCUUGUACGCUGAAUCAACAGGCACUAGCUCAUUCCAGAUUGUGGGAUGCCGUGGGCGGUUUCCUCUUCCUUUUCUCGCACAUGCAAGACAAACUCUCCAAACAUUCGAACCAAGUCGACUUGCUCAAGGAAUUGCUCAAUUUACAGAAAGACAUGAUUACCAUGAUGUUGUCUAUGCUUGAAGGUAACGUGGUCAACGGCACCAUUGGAAAGCAGAUGGUGGACACGCUAGUAGAAAGCGCCAGUAACGUGGAAUUAAUCCUCAAAUACUUCGACAUGUUUUUGAAACUGAAAGUUCUCACCUCCUCGGCUACCUUCCAGGAGAUCGAUCUCAACAGCGACGGUUGGGUGUACCCCAAAGAUUUCAAAGAAAAAAUGGAACAAUCCAAGAAUUAUACACCGGAAGAAAUCGAUUUUCUGCUCGCUUGCUGCGAAACCAAUCACGAUGGCAAAAUAGACUACGUUGACUUCAUCGACAGAUUCCACGAACCUGCUAAGGAAAUCGGUUUUAAUCUAGCGGUACUUUUAACCAAUCUGGCCGAGCACAUGCCUAACGAACCCAGAUUAGCCAGAUUCCUGGAAACAGCCGGUUCCGUGUUGAACUACUUCGAACCGUUCCUGGGUCGCAUCGAAAUCCUAGGUGGCAGCAAACGCAUCGAAAGAGUAUACUUCGAAAUAAAGGAAUCCAAUAUCGAACAAUGGGAGAAACCUCAGAUAAAAGAAUCCAAACGAGCGUUCUUCUAUUCCAUCGUGACUGAAGGUGGCGAUAAAGAAAAAUUGGAAGCAUUCAUCAAUUUCUGCGAAGACGCUAUCUUUGAAAUGCAACACGCGAGCGGUCUGAUGGCUGUGGAAGAUUCUGGCAGUGGAGGACCCACCAGAUCGACGAGCUACAGCUACAUGACGGACGAAGACGAAGACAGGCUACGCAGGAACCCGAUUCAAAGGGGUUACGCGGCGAUAAAAGAAGGAAUAUCGUACGGUCUAUCAUCCCUGAGCCCAUCUAACAUCAAACACAAAAUCAACGAAAUGCAGCAAAUGACUUUCACCGAACUAUUCGUCGGCUUCUUCAAAUUGUUGUUCUACGCGUUUUACUACUCCGGAUUCGGCGUGGCGAUCGUUAUUAAAUACAUCUUGGGUAUUUUGAUGUCGUUGAUGAGAGGUCCUGCUGUCGAGGAACCAGUGAUUCAGCAAGUAGUCGAAGAAAAAGCUGGCCCGUUAAGAGUACUACCAUCAUUACCGUCUACUGAAGAACAGAAUACGCAGAUGCAAGCCUUCGGGUUGGAUAUAAACAAAGAAGAUAACGGCAACUACAAAAUGGCUGCUCAUGAGUCUCCAACGGGAAGUCAACCUUCUUCUGGUGAUGGCGAAACAACUCCCGAAGAAGUCGGUGAUCACGUCGAGGCGGAAACCACCGAGCAACCUCUGUCUUUAGCCGACUUAUUAGGAGGAGAGCAAGCCAAGAGGGCGCAACAAGAAAAGGUCGAAGCUCAAGCCGCGCAACAAGCCGUAAUGCAAGCUAUUGAAACUGAAAGCAAGACGGUGCAUCCUGUGGAAACAUCGGCUAUGUCUCAAAUUAAUUUCGCUUUGUACGGCAACAGAGUCGUAUCGUUCUUAGCUAGGAAUUUCUACAAUUUGAAAUACGUGGCUUUAGUUCUGGCGUUCUGUAUCAACUUCAUGCUUCUUUUCUAUAAGGUUUCUAGUCUAAACGAAGACGGGGACAGCGGAAGUGGAAGUGGAAGCAAAGGACUUGCGGAUAUUCUGGAAGGAUCCGGAGCGGAUGCAGGCAGUGGAUUAGGAUCCGGCGAUUCGGGCGAAGAAGAUGAUACACCGGAAUUAGUGCACGUCGAUGAAGAUUUCUACUACAUGGCACACGUUAUGAGACUGGCGGCAAUUUUGCACAGCAUAGUUUCAUUAGCUAUGCUCAUCGCCUAUUAUCACCUGAAAGUUCCUUUGGCCAUUUUCAAGAGAGAAAAAGAAAUCGCGAGGCGGCUGGAAUUCGAGGGUUUGUACAUAGCUGAGCAACCGGAAGAUGACGACUUGAAAUCACAUUGGGAUAAAUUAGUUAUAUCGACCAAAUCAUUCCCGGAUAGUUAUUGGGACAAAUUUAUCAAGAAGAAAGUCCGCCAAAAAUACAGUGAAACUUAUGACUUCGACUCUAUCAGCAGCCUAUUAGGUAUGGAAAAGUCGUCGUUCCAUCAGCAGGAGAACGAAGGAAAACGCGGACUUAUUUCCUUAAUCAUCAACAUCGACUGGCGCUACCAGAUCUGGAAAUCGGGCGUAACGAUCACAGACAACUCAUUUUUGUACUCGCUGUGGUACUUCACGUUCUCCGUGCUGGGCAACUUCAACAACUUCUUCUUCGCCGCUCAUCUGCUCGACGUGGCCGUCGGUUUUAAGACGCUGCGCACCAUCUUGCAAUCGGUCACGCACAACGGCAAGCAGCUGGUUCUCACCGUCAUGCUGCUGACGAUCAUCGUGUACAUUUACACGGUCAUAGCGUUCAACUUCUUCAGGAAGUUUUACGUGCAAGAAGAGGAUGAACAGAUCGACAGAAAAUGUCAUGAUAUGCUCACGUGUUUCGUAUUCCAUCUAUACAAGGGUGUAAGAGCUGGUGGUGGUAUUGGUGAUGAAAUCGAACCACCUGAUGGCGAUGACUACGAAGUUUACCGCAUAAUGUUUGAUAUUACUUUCUUCUUCUUCGUUAUCGUUAUUCUACUGGCUAUCAUCCAAGGUUUGAUUAUCGACGCUUUUGGAGAGCUUCGUGAUCAACUUGAGAGCGUCAAAGAAGACAUGGAGUCCAAUUGCUUCAUUUGCGGCAUCGGGAAGGAUUAUUUCGAUAAGGUGCCGCACGGUUUCGAUACGCACGUGCAACAAGAGCACAAUCUCGCUAAUUACAUGUUCUUCCUCAUGCACUUGAUCAACAAACCGGACACCGAGUACACUGGUCAAGAAACGUACGUGUGGAACAUGUACACCCAACGCUGUUGGGACUUCUUCCCCGUUGGUGAUUGCUUCAGGAAGCAAUACGAAGACGAAUUGGGCGGCGGAGGUGGUUAA
This is a messenger RNA of Phyllotreta striolata, 15336 nucleotides long. The record is from the annotation of a GenBank genome assembly. NCBI's taxonomy places the organism in Eukaryota, Metazoa, Arthropoda, Insecta, Coleoptera, Chrysomelidae.